AUGCAGGGAAGGACGAACACACGCUCUAAAGUCUCAGCCAGCUUUAUCGUAGUAGAAGAAGGCUUUCAGCUGUUCUGCAACGAUCUCAAUAAGUUGCAGGUGAAUAUACCUCUGAUCAACCGGUUGACACGUCUGACACGCCAGUGGGACAAGACCUCCAAGUCACGCUUCAAGGAGCUUUAUCUAUCCCGCGCUGUGGAAGUCCAACCAUGCUUCAAUCGCGACGUGAUUAGCGAUCUUUCGGAUCAAGCAACAACUAGCAUCCAAGAACUUACUGCCUGGGCUGAAGGUGAAAACAUCCGGUACGAGCCAAAUAGACCUAUUGAGUACACGGUGACGGGUCAGGCGGUCAGCGUUGACAAUGAUGAUAUCGAUGCACAAUUUUUGCAAGCCGCAAUCAACAGCAACAUCUCUACCCUUCAAGACUGGAUCACUCGCUUGCUGACACCUCCUGACGCCAAAGACCGAUUCACGAGGAUAUUUCUGGCUGCAAUUCCUGAUGCAUCAGAGACCUCAUUGGCCCUCCUUUUGUCAAGCGGUUUGGUAGAUAUACAAGCUGAAGAUGAAGUUAAUGAAAGGAAUUGCCUGCAUGAAGCUGCUAUUUCCGGCAAUCAAGCUGCCUUGCAAAUAGGUUUUGCACAUCGAAUUGAUGUUUCUAGGCCAGAUGUAUAUGGAAGAAUACCACUGCACUACGCCUGUAUCAUGGGUCGAGUAGCUAUGGUACAGCAACUGCUACGGCUGAACCCUCGGACGAUAAAUGAGUCGGACCACGACAAAUUUACACCACUCAUACAUGCCAUUGCCCAUAAUCAGCUAGAUUGUGUGCAGGAGCUUCUCAAAUACGGUGCUUGUCUUGAUCCAGAGAACGAAUCGGACCAUGUGCCGCUAAACUUGGCUUGUCAGUACGGUCGGACCGCUAUUGUCAAGCUCUUACUAGAACAAACUGCAAAGUUAUUGCCGGACGCUGAGGGACUGUAUCCACAGCAUCUUGUCGCCAGAUCUGGGCAGAACCCAGAGACUUUGCUUCUAUUGGAGAAAUAUGGCGCAGAUCUUGAUCAACGAGAUAAAUUCUACCAAUGGACACCUUUGUUCCACGCAGCUUCUGAAGGCCAGGUCGAUUGUAUACAAGUUCUUGUAGAUCAAGGUGUCGAUACGACGAUCUUGGAUGAGAAAGGCUGUUCCGCGAUGUAUUACGCUGCUUGGGAAGGCCACCUAGGCUGCAUGAGGCUCCUCAACCUGGAAGAAGAAUCCACAGAUGGACCUCAGCCUCGUCUCAGGCAGACAUCAUCACUUCCACUAUCGGAGGAUAUAAUUGCUGAGCCUACUGGAGGGGACGGAAUCCCAGACUUGUCACUGCCUCCUCCAAUAAUACCACUUCGGCGUUACGGCCAUAAUUUUCUGGACAAUAAAACCUUCAUACAACUGAGCUUCGAAACGACAGGGUCCGACGCAAUCAUUUUCUACCAUGACAGCAAAUACCCGGCAGCACGUCUGACAAUUUCUUCCAAGUCUUGCGACGUCAUUCCUCGCAAUAUCAUGCUUCCUAUACAAGAAGACGCCCGAGUCGUCCCUUUUCAGAUUGAUGUCCUCGGCUCCUUCUCGAUCGACUUUGACAUCUAUCCCACGUUUGGAUCAAAGGUCAUUGCGAGAAGUGUUGCACUCCCGGCCCUUUUUACGGCGCAAGCACACAGCUCGGGCUCUUGCUGUUUACCCUUAUUUGACCUUCGUCUGCGGCCUAUUGGACAGAUAAGCUUUGCAUUUCAGGUCAUCAAGCCGUUUCAAAGCAUGCCAUUAGACGUCACAACCUUUGCUACCUACUGGAGAGCUACAAGUCAGAUCGAUAGUCACCCAAAUGGGUUCAUAACUGGCUCUAGCUUGUCAGGAAAUUACGUACAGCUCUUUGUCCAAGUCACAGGAGAUGGGAUUCCUGUGCUGUAUUCAAAGUGGUGCGUUGAUCAUCAGGGAUUGGACGUGCCUAUUAGCAGAUUGAGGUUUGGUCAGUACUCGAAUCUCGGCCUUCGAGAUAUCAACCAGGAUGAGCUGCUGGCCAGCAUUGCACGGAAAACACCCGAGGACAACAUUGAGAUCCACCACCUUCUCGCCUCGUCAUUUGCAAGUCUAAAAGAUGUGCUAUCACACCUUCCAACAAGCAUCCAUUUAGAGAUUCGAGUACUGUUCCCGACAGCUUCCCAAGAGCAAGAGCUAGGGCUUAGCCCCAGCCCCAACAUCAACAAUUUUGUUGAUGCUAUUCUCAAGGCGGUCUUCGAGCAUACUCGGAUUACCAGAGAGCAGACGCCAGACUUUGUGCGCUCCAUCGUCUUCUCAUCCUACAACCCCGACAUUUGUACGGCCUUGAAUUGGAAGCAGCCAAAUUGUAUAGUUGGGUCUUGA
Molecule: messenger RNA, 2391 nt
Organism: Bacidia gigantensis
Lineage: Eukaryota; Fungi; Ascomycota; Lecanoromycetes; Lecanorales; Ramalinaceae
Exons: 3
Coding region: 1-2391 (796 amino acids)
Biological process (GO): lipid metabolic process
Molecular function (GO): phosphoric diester hydrolase activity; protein binding
Source: RefSeq, a predicted model, not a curated record